AAAAUAUGAAUUCUAUCAUUAAACUGAUACCAGUUUCUAUUGAGUGUUUCAAGUCAUAUUAAGUACAGAGAGUUUGGACACCUGCAAAAAAUAUAGUUUGCUUUAGCAAUUAAAUCACAGAUUGAUACACAAAUGCAUUAAUGUGCAGUUUUUAAAGAAUUAUAAACUCUUAGAGUGAACUGUUCCCACAGGUCACCAUGGCUGCAGAUUUGGCAACAAACAUUAAUAUCAAGGAGCCACGUUGGGACCAGGGAACAUUCGUGGGACGAGCCAAGCACUUCUUCACCGUCACCGAUCCCCGGAACGUACUCUUAACCAACGAGCAGCUGGAAAAUGCCCGGCAGAUCAUCCGUAACUACAAGAACGGAACAGUGUCCCCCGGGCUCUCAGAGGAUGAACUUUGGAGGGCCAAGUACAUCUUUGACUCGGCAUUUCACCCAGACACUGGGGAGAAGAUGAUCCUCAUCGGACGGAUGUCUGCACAAGUCCCCAUGAACAUGACCAUCACAGGAUGCAUGAUGACUUUCUAUAAGUCAACUCCGGCAGUGUUGUUCUGGCAGUGGAUUAACCAGUCAUUUAAUGCAAUAGUGAAUUACACCAACAGGAGCGGUGAUGCACCUAUUACUGUCAGUCAGCUUGGUACGGCCUAUGUGUCUGCCACCACGGGUGCUGUGGCCACCGCUUUAGGACUUAACGCACUAACAAAGCACGUCUCACCACUUAUAGGUCGAUUUGUUCCAUUUGCUGCGGUGGCUGCUGCCAACUGUAUCAAUAUCCCACUGAUGAGGCAAAGGGAGUUGAAGCAUGGUAUUCCAAUUAUGGAUGAGAAUGGCAACAGGCUAGGAGAGUCGACCAAAGCUGCCCAGCAGGCCAUCACACAGGUGGUGAUCUCCCGAAUCCUCAUGGCCUCUCCUGGGAUGGCAAUCCCACCAUUUAUAAUGAACACUUUGGAAAAGAAGGCACUCUUGAAGAGGUUUCCAUGGAUGAGUGCUCCCCUCCAGGUUGGACUGGUGGGAUUCUGCUUGGUGUUUGCCACCCCUUUGUGUUGUGCACUGUUUCCACAAAAGAGCUCGAUGUCCAUUAGUUGCUUGGAACCUGAACUCCAGGAGAAGAUCCGAUCCAGCCACCCUGGAGUGGAAAGAGUCUACUUCAACAAAGGCCUUUGAGAUCCACUUUUCCUCUAUUCACUUCCAGCACAAUGUCAGCCUUUGCGUGUGCCAAAGUUUUAUUCUCCUUUUCUCCUACUGGUAAUCUAGUUUUUAGAAAUUUAGUUGUGGUGGCUUUUAUUGUAGUUUUUUCAGUGGAAAUGGGAAAAAUAACACUACUAAUGCACGGUUUUCCUGUAGUUACAUGUGCUUACUCUGACGUCUUAUUCAUAUUCCAGAAGAAAUGUCACUUAUUUAAUUGUAUUUCCUGCCAGAACCACAUUUGCCACAGUUAUUAGUCAUUUAAAGAACUAGACCACAACACCUUAUUUUAAAGCUGUUUUUAUUUUUUAUGUUUCAGUGUAAUUCUAACAAAACUUCAGUGUACUGGGCUCUUUUUAAACAGAGUUUUUAGGGGGCAGUUUAAAACCAUUUUUUAAACUGAGAUUGCAACCUUCCCUGCCGGAUUGCCGGUCGGCAUCGUUUAUGGUCGGAACUACGACGGUAUCUGAUCGUCUUCAAACCUCCAUUUGCCAAAGUUCACUACCUUGCCUUUGAUAUAUAACAAAUAAUCCUACCUAAUAAUAUUGCUGAAGUACAACUGCAGACAUCAAUUUGGAACAUUUUCUAUUAACGUGAUGUAAUUAUACCAGUAACAGCAGCUGUUAUAUCAUGGGACUGUAAAAUGAAAUUGAUACAGAGAGUAAGAAUCAGUGUAUCAACAUGGAUGAACAAAUUAUACUAAAUAAGUAAAAUAUAGGAUAGAGUUACAUUUAAUAGUAUCAUCAGCAUCCAAGCAAUGCAGUACUUGAGUUACUCAGACAUCUUUGUGAUCUCAUGGUGCUUAUUAGUCAGCGAGAUUACAAAUUCCAGAAUUUAUUGUGGUCCUAAAGCAUCCAGCUACAUUUUGAGGUUCAGUGGCUCAGGUUCCUUCAUCAGCUGCAGCACUAAGAUCCUUCAUGUUACUGUAUGGCACAGGUGUAACGAGGGGGGUGUCUCAGCCAAUUUUUGGGCAAGUCUAAUGUGUUUCCACAAUAUUUUAUGACUGCACCGAGUACUGUCUGAUCCUCCAAUACCUGGCACGUGUUACUCCACUGCUUUAAGGUUAGUAAUGUCAUAACUGAGAAUAGCUCUUCAGUUAUGCAUCGCUGUUUUGUUCUCUUUUCGAUUUAUAUCAAGUGUACACAACUUUAUGUAGCUCAUCCUGUUUAAAUUCUCUAUUUUUUUAAAGGAAUAAAUAAUUCACCCAGUACCGAGAAGAUGAGCGUAAACAGGCUUCGAAAUCAGUGUGUCGGUCUGCUCUACUGCCCAUGAAACUUGCCUUUUUAGAGGCUAUACUGCGCAGGCUCAAUUUGUUACGAGGUUUUCUGAAAGCGGUUAGAAAAAUUUUUUAAGUCAGUAGUGAAAGCCAGUUAAUCCUACAGUGACUGAUAGUUUUUUUUCCUGAAAGUUCUUGAAUUUGUUUUUUUUUAAAACCACUUGUACUUGAAUUGUUUUAUUGUUUUCAUUAAUUGAUGAGGAUAAAUAGAAUGAACUCAGACAAACCUUACUGUCAUUUUUACUGUAAACUUAUGGGAAGAUAUGCAAUA
This is a messenger RNA of Scleropages formosus (Asian bonytongue), 2734 nucleotides long. Its product is annotated as sideroflexin-1-like. Gene Ontology annotation, cellular component: mitochondrial inner membrane. The record is from RefSeq and is a predicted model, not a curated record. The transcript has 10 exons. Bases 198 to 1166 code for a protein of 322 amino acids. Gene Ontology annotation, biological process: monoatomic ion transport; serine import into mitochondrion. NCBI's taxonomy places the organism in Eukaryota, Metazoa, Chordata, Actinopteri, Osteoglossiformes, Osteoglossidae. Gene Ontology annotation, molecular function: monoatomic ion transmembrane transporter activity.